AUGGUCGUCUCGCUCGCUUCGGCCGGCGGUGCCGCACGCGUGUACUGCAUCAACGGCAGUGGCAACAACAGCAAGAACGCAGCCGCAUGGUUGGAGGCCAAGAUCGGAAAGCAGAAUGCUGGAAAACGGAGGAAGCAAGGCGGUCAAGGUGGGACCGGUGGCGAAGGCGAGAUCCGAUUGAUCCAGGUGAGCAGGCAGUGGUCAGCUGUGUAGUCCAUCCGACGUGUGAUGACUCACACACCCGCAAUCUAUACUGCAGGACUUUGAAUUCCCCGAGGCGUCCAACAAGAUCAAGACGACGAGCGACGGCCAAUACGUCGUCGCGACGGGCACCUACAAACCCCGGAUGAAGGUCUUUGACCUGCAGGAACUGUCGCUCAAGACCGAACGAGUCACCGACAGCGAGAAUGUCGACUUUUGCGUGGGUUCUACACUGGAUGUCCUCUCAAUCAUGCCUCGUCCGAAGCUAAUGACUGUCUCUCGGACCCGCAGAUCCUUUCCUCGGACUGGACCAAAACCCUUCACCUCCAAGCCGACCGAUCCUUGGACUUACACACCCAAGCCUCGUCCCACUACCGCGUACGCAUGCCCAAACACGGUCGAGCUGUCGCUUAUCAUUUCCCCUCUUGCGACGCCUUGGUCGGUGGACAAGGGAACCAGGUCUGGCGUUUGAACCUCGAAGUUGGACGCUUCAUGAAACCGUACGGAUUGGAAGGAUGUACCUCCGAGCUCGACGGUGGCGAAGGGGGUGUGUCGGGAGACGGGUUGGACACCGUGCUCGGCGUUAAUGCGAUCGACAUCAACCCUGCGCACCAGUUGCUCUCAUUCGGAACCGAGACCGAGUUGGGGCGAGGCACGGUCGAGAUGUGGGAUCCUCGAUCGAGGGCACGUGCGGGGAUCCUGCGCUUGCCGUAUGCCAAAUUGAUGGCCGCUUCGGGAUCGAGUGCGGCACUUUUACAACCUGCCUUACCUGGGGUCGACGAUCCGACCACCGAUGGGAGACGAGGUGUCGCCGUUACGGCCUUGUCGAGUAAAUCUGAUGGACUCAACCUUGCCGUUGGGACGUCGACGGGUCACAUCUUGUUGUACGAUCUUCGAGCGCAACGAGAAUACACGAUGAAAGAUCAAGGCUACGGAUUGCCGAUCAAGAAGGCACAGUGGGUCGAUGAGGGUGUAGGACGAGGCAACGCCGAAGGAGGCUACGUCGCUUCGGUCGAUGAAAAAGUCGUCAAGAUCUGGGGUCGCGAAACGGGAACGAACUUGAUCUCGAUCAAUCCCCCUGUGCCCAUCAACGACAUGCACGUCUACUCUUCCAGUGGUCUCGUCUUCCUCGCGAACGAAACCAGUCCCAUGACGGGCUACUACAUCCCUCAAUUAGGUCCCGCACCCAAGUGGUGCCGCUUCUUGGACAACAUGACAGAGGAGAUGGAGCAGGACCAAGAGGCGCUCCUCUACGACGACUACAAGUUCGUCGAUCGACAAGAACUCGACGCGCUCAACCUCUCCCAUCUCAUCGGUUCGAACCAACUCAAACCUUAUAUGCACGGUUACUUCCUCGACUUGCGUCUCUACACCAAAGCCAAAGCGAUCGCGAACCCGUUCGCUUACGCCGAGCAUCGCGAUCGACUCGUUCGGGAACGACUCGAGCAAGAACAAGAAUCGCGUAUUCGUGGGGCCAAGAAGGUCUCGGGUGCCAACGGUGGUGCUGGCGCCUUGCCCUCUAGCGUCAAGGUCAAUAAGGCCUUGGCCAAGAAGGCGCAAGAGGCGGAGAGGAAACGCGAGCCGAUCGCGGAAGGUGAGGACGUCGAGAUGGAGGAUGGUGAGAGGAAGAAGAAGAAGAAGAAGGCUCAGGUUGAGACGCCGAGUCUGCUCAAGGACGAUCGAUUCGGCGAUCUCUUUGUCAACCCAGACUUUGAGAUUGACGAGCAAUCGCGCGAGUUUGCUUUGCUUAACCCUUCGACCAAGCCUACGGUGCGAGGACAGGAGGAUGACGAAGACGAGGACAGCGAUGAUGACGAUGAGGAGGAGGAGGACGAUGAGGACAAGAGUGAGGAUGGCGAUUCCGACAGCAGUGAUGAAGGUGAUCUUGGAUUCGACGCCCCACGCAGAGGAGCCAAAGCUCUCCCCACCUCGCGGGUCUCGACCAAGGACAUUCAACCCGUACCGAGAGGGAUGCCCGAGACGCAAUCGAAACCCUCCCUCGUCGUGGCCGAUGAGUCCGACGACGAGACACCCUCCAAAUCGACUCGAUCGGGUCCCCAAACCUUGUCGUCCCAUCAGGCCAAGCAAUCUCGGACGUUCGGCCAGCGCGCACGGGAAGAACUCUUCUCCAAGGCCACUGGCAAAGGACGCGAGGCCGACACGACUCGCGACGACUCGUUCGAGGUCAUUCGUUCCGCCCCCGGUGGCGGUAUGGAGAUGUCCUUCAUCCCUCAUGCCAAGACCAAGGAGGAGCAACUGAUCGAGAAGAAGGAGAAGAAGCACAAGAUCGAGAAGGAACGCAAGGCUAAGGCUUCGUUCGGUGUGGGGAUGGAGACGAGUUCGGGGCCCGAGAGGAUCCAGAAGGAAUUGGAGGGCGAGCAGGAGAGUGGAAGAACACGGAUGCGAAAACCGAUGCGGUCGGCGAGCAAGGGCAAGAUUCGGUCCGUGGAAGGCAGGUCAUGA
Messenger RNA from Microbotryum saponariae, 2664 nucleotides. The record is from the annotation of a GenBank genome assembly. NCBI's taxonomy places the organism in Eukaryota, Fungi, Basidiomycota, Microbotryomycetes, Microbotryales, Microbotryaceae.